CAACUUUACCGAUAUCGAUCACGGCAGAAUUUCGCAACGGGUUCCAGACCCUGACUUCAACGAUGAAGUUCCUGAUCUCUUUGUGCAUUUUGCUCGCCGUGUUCUACCAGGCUCUCGGCGGUAAGGUUCACGGCAAUGAAUUUUUCGAUGAGCUCCUGGACGAGCUCCGUGACGCCGACGACAUACGUGUGAUGACCCUGGAUGAUCUGACCAUCGGUUUCAGUCGGAAGGUUGCUCUCUUGACGGUUCACGGAGAGGCCAAAUUGUACGACGGUACCGUGACAGGACUGGACACCGCUGAGAGGAUAGACGACGCGCAGAUAAUCACCCGCAAGGACGGAAGCGUCGUGAUCAGAUGCACUCUCGGCAUGGGUGUGAUAAUUUUCAACUACAAGGGUACUGUGAGCUUCAUGGGGCUCGGACCGAGUAUCAGCAUGCUGACCCACACUGGAUACGUGACGGUGAAAGCAGAAGUUCAGCGCGCCGCCAACGGGACCGUGAAAGUCACUGAAUUCAAUGUCCGGGACUUCGAGAAACUCAAGGUCAAGUUCACCGGUCUGGGUCCCUUAACUUGGGCCACCAGCCUCCUCAUCGCUCCAGCCGUGAACAUCCUGACCCCGAUAAUCAGGAGAACCGUCGAAUACGGAGUUCGGACGGUUGUCGAGAAGAAGCUGCCGGACAUCAUAAAAGAUUUCAGUUUCGAAUAAAUGGAUGACUUCAAGGUUUCGCUGACGGAAAA
Molecule: messenger RNA, 739 nt
Organism: Galendromus occidentalis (western predatory mite)
Lineage: Eukaryota; Metazoa; Arthropoda; Arachnida; Mesostigmata; Phytoseiidae
Exons: 6
Coding region: 63-707 (214 amino acids)
Source: RefSeq, a predicted model, not a curated record